This is a messenger RNA of Eutrema salsugineum, 788 nucleotides long. Its product is annotated as probable plastid-lipid-associated protein 11, chloroplastic. NCBI's taxonomy places the organism in Eukaryota, Viridiplantae, Streptophyta, Magnoliopsida, Brassicales, Brassicaceae. The transcript is spliced from 3 exons. The coding region runs from base 49 to 663 and encodes 204 amino acids. The record is from RefSeq and is a predicted model, not a curated record.
UUCUUCUUGUAUGAUAUUCAGCCCACCCCACCGCAGCAGCAACAACACAUGGCGCUCUCGCUGCUCUCAGCAUCUCCUCCACUCAGGCUCCGUCGCAGUAUUCGACGGACAAGCUGUUCGCUCUUCGCCGCACAGCGAGCCAAGCGGAACCUGCUAGAGCUGAUCUCCGACCAGGAUCGAGGCCUGAGAACCCAGAAAGACGCCGCUAGGCGAGAUGCAAUCGUGAAUGCCAUCGAAUCCAUGGCGGUUAUCGGGCGCAGCUCCGUCACCACAGGCGACUCGCUCUCUGCCACGUGGCGACUGCUGUGGACGACGGAGAAGGAACAGCUCUUCAUCAUUGAGAAGGCGGGGUUGUUCGGCACGCGCGCUGGAGACGUUCUGCAGGUGAUCGAUGUGAAGAGACGGAUGCUCAGCAACGUCAUCACUUUCCCGCCCGACGGGGUUUUCUUCGUUCGCUCUGACAUCGACAUUGCUUCUCCGCAGAGAGUCAAUUUCAGAUUCAGUAGUGCGGUGUUGAGAGGAAGCAAUUGGGAGAUCCCGCUGCCACCAUUUGGUCAGGGCUGGUUUGAAACUGUGUAUAUGGAUGGCGAGAUCAGAGUGGCCAAGGACAUCAGAGGAGACUACUUAGUCGUUGAUCGUGCUCCUUUUAACUGGAGAGAAUGAUUCCCUCUUUGUAUAAUUAAAAACCGACCUUUGUUUGUUGUAUUAUAAACACCAUUUUUCCAUCUCUCCCCUUCUCUCUCUCCCCUAAAUAGAAAUCCUAAGAAAGGAGUGAUCGCAGGAAAAAA